ACCCCAUAUCGAGAUUAGACCACCUGAGCGUCCAACUGAGUUUACCCCAUCAAAGUCAUAAUCUUGGUUUUACCAGCAGCCUUGAACUUCAAUUUUUUCGGAUUCUAAUAAUUGUGUUUCUUGUAUUCCGAUGAAAUUAGCCUUAUGGAGAUGCUUUAACCUGCGAACCCAAUCAAUCUUUACCUCCCUACCGAUGACUCUCACGCUUGGCGAUAAACAAUUCAUUGGGUACCAACGAUCUCACCAAUUUCACCGACGACCUCAUCAAGGGAAGGAUCUUGCAGGUCGAUUUGGAUGCCAAUAGCACAUCCGAUGUCCACAGUUUGACGAAUUUCACUGGAAGAUGGUGCAUCAUUACACACAAUUGGAGGGGCGGAUUGGUUCAGGUUGCCCAACAUCGGGAAAGGUAUGGGUGGGAUAAGUUGUUCUGGGUUUGGAGUUUGUGUUCUGGUUUUAUUAGAUCUGGACCCCGAUUUCGCCCUUUUUCUUUUCUUAGUGUUGGGUCCACUGUUAUUCAAGUCAUCUUCGGAAAUAGGUUUGUGGAUUUGGGCUUAUAGGGAUUUAAAACUAAAUGCGUUGUUUGGAUUGAUAUGGAAUGGGACAAAACACCCAAGUGGCACCAGUUUUUGGAGAGGGCUAAGUGGAAUGCCAAGUAUCUUCAGCCAUGCAGUUCUUUCAUAUUUCAGUUCAUGUUGGUCUGCUCUAAUAAGCCAUUUAAACCAAUCCCUCCAUCUGAUUUUGUACCCUAGGAAUUGCGCUGCACUACUGGAGUUGUUGAACUCAAUGGCCAGACGUAGGCCACCAAGAACAAUCGGAGGCGAAUUCGACUUAGGUAGCCGAUCCCGAUUACCCCUAAGCGCCUGGGCGAAUGUUCUCCGAUCUCUCAUCCCCGAUGCCGAUCCCAAUUUCGUUGCUCUGGCGGCAGUUGUUUUUUGCGCAUCUCGUCCUAACUCCAGUAUCGGUUUACGCGGAUGUUUCGAGAUGUUGACAGACAACACCCUAAUUCCACCUCUGAUACCUUGUAGUUUCUCCUCAAGUGCAUUAGCAUCAACUACACCCGCAUACCAUACAAAUGCGAAGUUCUUCCUGUGGUAAUCCUUCUUGCUGCCAAAGUAAACAUCUGUUACCUUCCCAAAGUUACUGAAUGGUUUGCGAAUAUCAUCCUUUCUCGUGCCAUCUGUGAAUCCAAACAGACACGUAGUAGCUCGUGAGAUCAUCGCCGACGUGGAAUCUCCUGUUGGUUUUCCUCCGACGGACUUCCGUCCAUCCACCGACAUUCAUCUUGUCGUCGUGCGUCAGAUACUAAAAUAUCUGAGUCGAUGAAAAUAUUUCUGCAAAUUAGUAAUCGUAUGUAACCCUUACAUUUCAAAUUAUGUGAUUUUGUGGGUUAUCCAGCCGACUUUGGGCGUGUUUGGCACGGAGCUUUUGGAAGCGUUUGGGAGCUUCUAGCUUUUAGCUUUUGAUAAAACGUUUUAGUUUAAACAAAAAGCUUCGUUUGACGGUA
Lactuca sativa (garden lettuce) is the source of this 1504-nucleotide messenger RNA. The record is from RefSeq and is a predicted model, not a curated record. NCBI's taxonomy places the organism in Eukaryota, Viridiplantae, Streptophyta, Magnoliopsida, Asterales, Asteraceae.